Messenger RNA from Chlorella variabilis, 621 nucleotides. RefSeq names its product expressed protein. The transcript is spliced from 4 exons. Gene Ontology annotation, molecular function: transmembrane protein transporter activity. Gene Ontology annotation, biological process: protein insertion into mitochondrial inner membrane. NCBI's taxonomy places the organism in Eukaryota, Viridiplantae, Chlorophyta, Trebouxiophyceae, Chlorellales, Chlorellaceae. Bases 1 to 621 code for a protein of 206 amino acids. Gene Ontology annotation, cellular component: TIM22 mitochondrial import inner membrane insertion complex. The record is from RefSeq and is a predicted model, not a curated record.
AUGAGCCUGCCACUGGAGGAGCGCUCGGAUGCCUGGCCCACGCGAGUAGGGACGGCGGUGGGCGUGGGGUUUGCGGCAGGCGCGCUGUUUGGGGCGGUGGCCUCCAACUGGGGCGACAUCCCUGUGGUGCUGCGGGACAAGCCGUGGCCCGCGCUGGUGCGCACGGGGGUGCAGAUGGCGCAGCACGGCUCCACGCUGGCGCUGGUGGGCGGCACCUUUGCGGCAGUCGACGUGAGCCCGCAGCGCCCCUGCCUGUCGGCCGGCCCUGUGGCCCGCCGCCGCGUGCACCGCCUGCUGCUGCGCAUGUGUGCUGGCUGGACUGGCUCCGAGCCAGCGCCAGACGUGCUGGGCGGGCGGCUGCGCUGCCUGGACAUGCAUUGCCCCUGCUUUGCGGAGAGUGCGCGGGGCAAGAAGGAUUGGGUGAACGGAUCGCUGGCGGGCGGCGCCGCUGGCUUGGCGCUGGGCCUGCGAAUCGGCUCGCUGCCCGCGGCGGUCAAGUCGGCGGCGGCCCUGGCCUUUGUGUCGGCGAUGGUGGACCUCUCCGGCGGCCGCCUGGUGGGCACCGGCUUCGUGGACGACGGCGCCACGCCCCCCAGGAGGAUCUACCCCUACAACUCUUGA